AUGGCUAAGAAACUCAUCCGCAGACAAUCGAUUUUCUCCAAGAUCAAGUCGUAUCCCUUCGACUUCUAUCUCUAUAUCAACGAGGUUGCCCUUUCCAUAGAAUGGGAUGAAUACAUCUGGACGAUAGCCAUGCCCUUGGGGGUCUUGCUAACGAUGACUUCCUUUGUGAUACAGGCAGUAUUAAACUACUACAAUUCCAUCAACUCUAAGUCCAAUAAUGCCUUGUUCAGCUCUGACUACUAUAAAUAUGAACGUUUGAAGAGUUCAAUGCUUUCAGGAAAUAGACGUAGUCUUAUUGCGUCUGAGGAAAAACACAUCACCACCUCAUUUGUAUGGUUCUUGAACACUGUUUCCACAGCCAUAAUAGUCAUUUCCCUUGUAAACACUUUCCAGAUCUUCUCAGCAAGAAGAUCAUACGGAUUGUUGUAUUGUAAAAGGAAGCCGGCUUCCUCAUCUGUCCUCAAGUCUUCACUACAAUCAAUAUCUGUCUUGAUGAAAGUGCUAGAAUACAUAUCUGAGCACUUUUUUCAAGUAUCAGAGGACACUACUCAUAUUGAAGAAGAGGAUGAUGACGAAGAAAACAUAAACGAAGAUGAGAUCUGGCAGUUGAAUGUUUGGGAUCCAUCAAAGUUCUCCUUGUAUGUAUUUAUGACAUUAAACCCCGUGAACUUGCUUCUUAUCCACAACUUGACUUCGAUUGCUUCCACGUCUUCGAUGCUUUUUGGCAUUGGAUCGAUAGCAUCAAUCUCGGCUACAUUUUAUUUCGUAAUUUCCAGAUUCCUAGAUUUAAUCAACGAUAAACAGAUCCUCUACCAGGAGAUGUUUCAGGAGUACAACAACAAGUUUGUGAAGCCGAAGACCAACAUCUUGAAGAAGGAUCUCAUGAUAGAUGCCACACAGGGCCCAUACGAGUCUGAGGUGCUAGUAGAUAUAAACCCGUACCUAUUCAAUAAGCUGCGCUUAUUUGUUACUCAUGACGUGAAGGGUAGACAAAUAAAUGAAUAUGUGCAACCAGACGAAGACGAAGCAAGAGACAACUCCAUUCGCGAACAGAUUCAGAACUCCGUGUUGCUUAAAGAUUCAACAGAAAUACUUGCACGUCUCCGUCAUGAUAAUGAAAACUUGAUGGCUCGCAACAACCAGUUUAACAGAAGAUUAUCCGCAAUGGGUGAAGAUCAACAUUAUUCAUUUGUCAGGCUGCACGACAAUGAUGUUGGUGAAGAUGAACACGAUCGUGAUUGGUAUACAUCUUCUACUCCCUUUACAUCUAGACAUCAUAAUGUAGAAAGUAGUAGAUUCAGUAUCCCAAAGCUAGAGAGAAACUCUUCCAUAUCGUAUACACCCAGGUUGCAGUCACCAUCGUUUUUCAACAGGUCUCCAAGUCCCAUCAGAUCUGGAGGACAUACUCCUUCACUCCAGAGAUCACCCAGUCCCGUGAGAUCACCAAGCUUGAAUAGACGACCAAGCAUAAAUAACAGGUCACCUAGUAGACCUUCUCCUGCGAAACAGUUCCUAGGAUUUGAACCAUUGCCUUUCAACAAAAGCAUCAAUAAUAACAAUCUUAACAAGUCUCCGUUCAGAUCUCCGUCGCCUACUAGACAAGGAUUUACUGACCAAUAUCAACCUUUCCGGUCGCCGUCUCCCAAAAGGCAUCCACCCUCCGAGUCACCCAAGCCUAAAUGGAAAUAA
Molecule: messenger RNA, 1689 nt
Organism: Scheffersomyces stipitis CBS 6054
Lineage: Eukaryota; Fungi; Ascomycota; Pichiomycetes; Serinales; Debaryomycetaceae
Exons: 1
Coding region: 1-1689 (562 amino acids)
Biological process (GO): maintenance of rDNA; regulation of exit from mitosis
Source: RefSeq, a predicted model, not a curated record